This is a messenger RNA of Laccaria bicolor S238N-H82, 1297 nucleotides long. RefSeq lists its product as uncharacterized. Gene Ontology annotation, molecular function: protein binding. NCBI's taxonomy places the organism in Eukaryota, Fungi, Basidiomycota, Agaricomycetes, Agaricales, Hydnangiaceae. The transcript is spliced from 5 exons. The record is from RefSeq and is a predicted model, not a curated record. Bases 1 to 1008 code for a protein of 335 amino acids.
AUGCCACCUCGAGGUAAUGAAGGUCUGGAUUUUACACCCAUCCUCACCCAUUAUCUCUUUCUCUUCACCUCUGUUCUUUCCAUUCUUGCCUGGUUCAUAGCGUUCAUCUCUCAGUGUUUUGCUCAAGCACAGCUACAUGGUGGGGUCGGCGUCCUAUGGUUCGCAAUCUUUCUCCAGCUCGCACUCAUCGCCGGUGUCCUGUUGACACUGGCGACCGAUUCAAUAUCCAUGCACCGUUUCCAAAUAUCUACCUUUGGCGCCGUCGCUAUCGUCUUCGCAGUAAUAGGGGUCAAUCAAGGCAUUUUCACGGGUGCUGGUUCCCUUGAGGCUAUGGCCGCUGGCUGGCUUAUCCUCGCCAUGUGCGACAUCCUCUGGGUUCUCUAUUUUACAUCGGAAGAAGAUUCCCUCGCUCUAUACAUCUUCAACUCCAUGGGCACUGGUGGCCUCACCCCUCCGUCGCGUCGUCGGAGGACACGUACACAAUCUUCCAUGCACAACGUUCAGACGGGCAAUGGAUACACAACCAACUAUUCCUCCGGCGGUGGGAUCGGAUCAAACGACGCAUAUGACCCAGCCAAGGUGGGGAGCGGAGCGUUUGGCAGCACAAACAAUGUCAUCAGGAGCCAGGGUAGUUUUCAGGGGAGUCUGAACGACGGCAUGACGAGGAGUGUUGGAGGCACGGGCGCAGGGAGUAUACACAACCAACCAAGCGGUGCAGGCUCUAUCGGCGGCGCCGACAAUGGCCCUAACUCUCCGCUCAUGGCGGGCAUCGGAGCGGGAGGGUCCGGCGGAGGAUCUGCAACGGAGGCAAAUCCCCCAGUUGAUGUCUACUCGUACAAGGCAAAGGCGCUGUAUGCUUAUGUUGCUAACCCAGACGAUCCAAAUGAAAUAUCCUUCCAAAAAGGAGAGAUUCUCGACAUCGUAGACAAGCAAGGGAAGUGGUGGCAAGCAAAAAAAGGAGAUGGAACACUAGGAAUUGCACCCUCCAAUUAUUUGCAAAUAAUCUAAAAACGCAAUCGCGGUGUAUCUCGCACGCCCAGUGUUCUCAUACUUACGCCUAGCCAUCUACGACUAUUUACGUCCGCCCCAUCAUGCUUUUAAUUCCCAUGGAGACAACAAGAUCAUUUGCACAUAUAACCCCCCUUCCAAAUUCCGUUUAUCCUUGCUGUAUUCUCCUUCUGCUUGGCACGCGUUCUGGAAUUUGGUUUUAUAUCUUGUCUCCAUCUUGAUUCCCCCCUUCUGCAAAUUUGUUUUCAUGCAUAUGAUUCCUGAUACCAUCUACGGUUUUUUUAUCUAU